Molecule: messenger RNA, 693 nt
Organism: Daucus carota subsp. sativus
Lineage: Eukaryota; Viridiplantae; Streptophyta; Magnoliopsida; Apiales; Apiaceae
Exons: 2
Coding region: 100-693 (197 amino acids)
Source: RefSeq, a predicted model, not a curated record
UCGUGUAUUUUUGUAUGCUUUUCGUAUAUAUUUGUUAUAAAUAACCCUCAUAUACAUGUUUGUCUAUUUGUUUGGUAUUGUUGAUAAUGCACUAGUGUUAUGGAUGAUGUACAAGAUGAUGUACAAAUUGUUAAAAAACGAAAAGGUUAUGGUCAAUGGACUCAGGAAGAGAGCAAAGCGCUACUAGAAAUUAUGGUUGAUGCCGCCAAUCGAGGAUGGCGUGACAAUAGCGGUGUCUUUACUAAACAAAUUGUGGAAGAUAGAAUUCUUCCUGCGCUUAACGCAAAACUUGGCUGUAAUAAAACUUAUAACCAUUAUUAUAGUCGACUAAAAUGGUUUAAAGGCCGAUGGAUCGCUUAUUCAACUCUUUUGAAGUUUAAUUCUGGUUUUGGUUAUGACUCAAUUUCAAAGAAGUUUACCGCUCCCAAUGAAGUAUGGGAUGACUACCUAAAGGCUCAUCCAAAAGAUAAAAGCUUGCGCGAUGGGGUAUCUGAUGAUUACGAGGACUUACAAAUUGCUGUUGGAGGCGGUGUCGCAAUUGGUAAAAAUUCGAUCGGAUUGGGUAAUGCUACGGAUGCAAGGACAUUACAAGCUAGUGAAGUGCAAGACACGUGCAUUGAUGACUUGACUUAUGAUCUUGAGGAGUUUGAACAAAACAAUUCGCCACUGACGGGUUCUCCUGAAGUUUUAUGA